GCGCUGUGUGGUUCCCAGUCACGGAAGCACCUGGGUUGUAAACAUUUCUCAAUGUAGAUGUGUUGCGAUGUAAAUGUGUCAGAUGAAUGAACAGCAUGCUCGGCUAUGUAGUUGUUGCGUUUUUAUCACUGGCAGUGUUGUUCCUUCCUCGCGAUUGGUCUGUUAAGUUUGGAAAUGAAUCAACCCAGGGGUCCUCUGUACGGCUCCUGAGCAGGCGUGAAUUAUCAUCGUACGACGGGGAGGAAGGCAGCAAGGGCCUUUACCUAGCUAUACUGGGGCAAGUGUUUGAUGUACACAAGGGAUACAAGCACUAUGGACGCGGUGGUGCUUAUCAUUUUAUGGCAGGUAAAGAUGCCUCAUUGGCCUUCAUCAGUGGGGACUUCACAGAAAAUGGUCUGACCGAUGACGUGUCCAGUCUGUCCCCACAGCAGGUGGUGGCCCUUUAUGACUGGCUGUCCUUCUAUCAGAGAGAAUAUCAAAAUGUAGGUCUGGUAAUAGGCCGGUUCUAUAGCAGGACCGGGCAGCCCACAGAGGCCCUGUUGCACGUUCAAGCAUCGCUAGCAGAGGGACAGCAACUCAAGGCCCAGUCUGAGGCUGAGAUGGUACGCUACCCAGCCUGCAACACACAGUGGAGCGCUGCCAUGGGAGGAAGAGUUUGGUGCUCCACUAAGAGUGGCGGAGUGGAAAGAGACUGGACGGGUGUCCCACGCAAGCUGUUCUCUCCAGGCUCCAGUGGUGUUCGUUGUGUCUGUGUUGAAGACCCAGCUGCAGCAGAGGAAGACCAAAACCUGCAGAAAUAUGACAGCUGCCCUCCACAUGCUGACUCAUGCUCUGUUGAAGAGUUCUAGUCUCUGGGCCAGCGCAGAAAAUGGCCGUACUGCUUUUUACCAGCACAAGACUCAGGAAAACACAGAAAUGACGCACAAUAAAAAGUUAAAAUGAAGAAAACAAAGUA
Messenger RNA from Micropterus dolomieu (smallmouth bass), 955 nucleotides. RefSeq names its product neuferricin. The transcript has 4 exons. The record is from RefSeq and is a predicted model, not a curated record. Lineage: Eukaryota; Metazoa; Chordata; Actinopteri; Centrarchiformes; Centrarchidae. The coding region runs from base 87 to 848 and encodes 253 amino acids. Gene Ontology annotation, cellular component: endomembrane system; membrane.